Messenger RNA from Zychaea mexicana, 606 nucleotides. Its product is annotated as adenylate kinase-domain-containing protein. The transcript is spliced from 5 exons. NCBI's taxonomy places the organism in Eukaryota, Fungi, Mucoromycota, Mucoromycetes, Mucorales, Lichtheimiaceae. Gene Ontology annotation, cellular component: cytoplasm; nucleus. Bases 1 to 606 code for a protein of 201 amino acids. The record is from RefSeq and is a predicted model, not a curated record. Gene Ontology annotation, biological process: UDP biosynthetic process; 'de novo' pyrimidine nucleobase biosynthetic process; CDP biosynthetic process. Gene Ontology annotation, molecular function: UMP kinase activity; ATP binding.
AUGUUUGACCCACAGGAGGUUUUCGUAGUCUUCGUGCUAGGUGGUCCGGGAUCUGGCAAGGGCACGCAAAGCGAGUAUAUUAUUAAGGAUUACGGCUUUGUUCAUCUGUCUGCUGGCGACCUGCUUCGCGAAGAACAGAAACGCGAAGGUUCCCAGUACAAGGAACUAAUUCAAGAUUGCAUUCGUGAAGGCAAAAUUGUGCCCAUGGAGGUGACGAUUGCUUUGCUUGAAAACGCAAUGAAAGAGGCUAUUGACAAAGAAGGCAAGAAACGGUUCCUGAUUGACGGAUUCCCUCGAAAAAUGGACCAGGCACUCAAGUUUGAAGAAGUGGUGGUGGAGUCCCAGUUCACGCUUUAUUUCGAAUGUUCCGAGGAUACUUUGGUGACGCGACUGUUGAAGCGAGGUGAAAGCUCUGGACGUAUCGACGAUAAUAUUGAGUCCAUCAAAAAACGCUUCCAGACUUUCAAAGAAACUAGCUUUCCAGUUAUCGAAUACUAUGAAGGAAAGGACAAAGUUCGCAAGGUUAAUGCGGAGCGAGAUAUUGAAAAAGUUUACGCCGAUGUAAAAAAGGUCAUUGAAGCCGCUUUAGAGCAAACCAAGGCAUAG